CUCUUAGCCGCGUUCUUUGAAUGCUGCGCGUGGUCACCUGGCAUUUCCCGCAUAUCAGGCUUUUUUACCAAGUAGUAAAUUAAGAUGUCGCUAACAGAUCAGCUGAGAGCACUAGCGAUCCCCAUUACAUCUAGUUAUGUAGUUGAUAAUGUCCACCGGAAGUCCUUAAUUUAUGAUGAUGCUUCAAAGGUUGACACUCAGUCCUGCUACUCCAACAGUUUAACAUCGUUCAAAAAACUAUGCGAAAUGGAGAAUGCGUUUAAUUCAUUUAACAAGACACUAUUUUCUGUCACUUCGUGCCAUAUAGAAAUGUGUAAUCUUUUACCUCAGGAAAAGGAAAAGCUUGAUAGUGAAAUCUCCAAGUUUCUUUGUUAUAUUUCUUCUUUUCUUAAACAUUACGUUGCUGUUCAGGCUCUAGAAUGGCUUGUAUACAAGUUUCAGAUUCAUCUGCAUAAUGUGGAAGACUUCAUCCGUUGUAUCAUUCCAUAUCAUGAAACUGGUCUAUUCGUCAAGUUUAUUCAGAUUUUGAAUUUCAAACAGUUACCCGCUAGUUUUCAGUGGUUAAAGCCGUAUGCUGAGAGUGGUAAAAGUAUAUCGCGACAGGAAUUUACUCGUCUAUGUUUUCGAGAGCAUACAAUCAUCCCGUUUAUUUGUACAACAAUCCUUAGUUAUGUUGAACACUGUCAAAACUUGGUACCAACAAGGCUAAACGAUAUGACGAAUUUUUUCCUGGCAAUUGUAACCGCGUUGUGUGACUCAAGUGCACCUGACAAAAAACUAAUUAACGUGUUAGAUUCUUUCCAAGAUGUUAUCAGACAAGGACUGUUAUCUGAAAAUAUCAUUCCUUUUCAAUGUGCUACAUUCUUAGUUGUAAUACGCUUCAGUUUGAAACUGGUAAUUAAUAAAGAAUUGGUUCUCGAUUGGAUAUACUGCAUAUUGAAGAAAACUCGACCUUCUUGUGAAUGGGAAUCAAUGCGCAUUGUCGUACAACUGAUGAGAAAUCAGCGUAUCGCUUUGCUACCUCCUAAACUUGCAGCCCGACAGAAUAUACUACUGUCUAAACUGUCUCUGGAAGAAAAGCGCAUAAUCGAAGAGGAGCAAUCGGCACUGGUCAAUGAAUGCGAGGACCCCAAUAAAUUGGCUGCAGAAUGUGUUCAAAAGUUUGAUUAUGUUCGGAAGGCAACUCAAUUAGUUGAUGUUGAUAUGAGGAGUGAAAAAUUGGAAAGCAAAGAAGAAAGUGUUCCAGAUGACCAUUCCUCAAAGGAUGAGGUGAAAUUAAAAAUUGACAUACUCCACUCGUUCCUCUCUAGUAUCCCAAAUGUAGGUUGUUGUAUAAUGAAUUGUGAAUCGUCUUGCCCUGUUGAACCCUUACCGAAAACUGAUCAUUGGCUCUCUGAUGUCUUACUUGAUAUAUUUCCCGCUGAAGCUGUCAGUAAUCAUGAUUGUGGACAAGACAAACUACAUUAUUCCAAAGCAGAAAUACGACAUUUUAUUAAAAUGCUUCGACUAGCUAAAUCUGCAAUAAAGAUUCAUCUAGAAUCAAACAAAAGUAUCCAUGAAGGAGUAGAUGCAAAACACAAGAGUUCUCGUAAAUCGAUGACAUCAUCAUCAUUGCUUGGUUUAUUACAGAACGGCAUCGAUAAAGCUUUACCACUUUUAGUCGCCUCAUUAUCUCACUCGGCUGCAACUGUUCGUGUGACAGCAUUUGAUAUCUUACGACUGUUGUUUCAAGACAGCCCAUCAAAGAGUAUUACUAGCGGAUCAAAUUUUUCUACCUUCUGUACUGCUGUUAAUUUAACAUCAAAUUUUGCUGUUCAGAUAGAUGAAUUGUUCUCUGAUGAAGUAAGAGAACUACUUCUAGGUGAUCCGUUGCAUUUGUUGGACAAGGCAGCUUCUCUUUUGAUCAAGGGUGUUGUUCGUCUGUUAUUCAGUCAACCACUAAAACUGGAUAAUUCUGACGAUGAAUCGGAGGAUAAGUUUUCUACUAUUUGUUGGAUGUUUGGCCUCCGCUUACUGAGUGAAGAAACCAUUGGUGAAAUUCUACUUAUCCCAUGUAGUCAGUCAGAAGAUUUUGUCAAAGGAUGGUCUGGUCUUUUAAGCGUGAUACGUCGUUCACAUAAAUCUUUCAAUGACUUGCAUCAUAUGUGUUUAGCACGUUUGAAUAGUGGAUUAUUUAUGUCUUUGGAGCACUUUACUGUUAAAAAUGAUCUAGGCAGCCAAAAAACAUCAGUUUUGCGAAGAACGUCUUGUCAUAUCCAGGGUAAGAACACACCAGGCAUGGAUACCUGCAAUGGAGCUCAGACUAAAAUACUUGAUGCAUUGUAUGAUCUUGGACAUAGUGAACAUGCUGAUUUUGAUUCUGUCCAGAAGGUAUUCUCUCGUGUUGAAUUGCGUGGAGCUGUAUAUCUUAUUUGUGUUAUGUACUCGUCGCUAAAUUAUUAUUAUGUACUGGUCGAGAAACUAAUAGUCCUGACGCAAGAAGGCGGAAAUCAGAAGACCACUAGGUUUGCGAUGAUACUUCUAUUUCCAAACACGAGGAGAAUGCAAAAGUGGUAUCACACCAAACUAAAUUUGAAUGCAGUGCAUUUUGAUUAUAUGUUCAUCAAAUCAGAUCCAUCAAGAACAGUUCAUGGUGACGAUAGAUCACUAUUUGCUCGAGUUACUGAAGCGCGGGAAUCUCGUCGACGUAGUUUACGAUUACGCAAAUUAAAACAACCUGAUCUGAAUAAUGAAUCACUUUCUGAAAAGAUUCGUUUACGUUUUCUCAGUAUGCUGCUAUCUAUUCUUACGGAAGCUGUACCUCGAUUACAAUCGUGUGAAAUUGCUGCUCUAGUCCAAAGCAAAUCUAAAUCCAGUGAUUUGAACACAUCGAUAACCACAUUAGAGACAAAAUCACCCGGGGUUGAUGGAAAGAAAUCAAAAGAUCAAAAUACACCAAUGAAUGAUUUAAUUACUCCACUAGUCAAUCAUCUGACAAGCUUGUUAAAUAUGGAGCAACAUAUCAGGCAGUCAGCAGCUAAUGCAGCUAAUCAAACAAACCUUAUUGAAGGAUCAGAUACAGAUAGUGAUUUAGAAUCACUUUCUGGUAGUAUUUCUGACAUUCAUGUGGAUCAAGAGUCAGUUGACAUAUCAUCACCUGGUCGUGGUGGUGGUGGUGGCGGUGAUGAUGAAGGCACUUGUAUUCGACCUCUUUUACGUCAGUGUGUUUACAAACUCUUGGUGUGCAUUACAGCUAUCCUAGCUGAAGGAAAUCGAAUCAAACGACCGCGUAGAAAACGUUCUCAUUGGAAGAUGUCGACUGAUCAUAUGGGUUUACUUUAUGGAUUAGCAGCUGCACAAGUUGCUGUUGAUCCAAUUUUCCUUUGUCUCACUAUAUAUCCUGAUUGGCCAGCUUUACAUCAACAAGUUCUACUUUGUUUCAUUGAAUUAUCACUUAUGUUCCCUGGCGCACUAUGUCAGCAUUUAGUGUCUUUAGUGCAAUGGGUAGCGUGCAAUCGUCAACUUAUGCGUUUGGAUAACGCACAUAAUCUCAGUAUAUUAGGACGCCUUAUUUUGGUAACUGUUCCUGCACUCAUCCGAGCAUCAUCAGAGCAAAUUUCUACUGGUCUUUAUGUUCUCUACCUCUUUGUGAUGAGAUUCUCUGAAUUUUCUAGUAACUUGAAUCGUCGUCGGUUAGCGCUUUAUACAGUUCUGGUACGUGGUUUGUCUCAAGUAACUGGUCCAUUUAUGACAGAUAGUGAAAUCAACCGGGGUGUUUUGCCAAAGUCACUUACAGAUGAAGAAAAAUCCAGCAAAAAGAUGGAUACUUCUGGCCGUGUAGUUGAAACAAAGAUCUCAUUACGUCCAAAAGAUAGUUGGCUUGGUAGUUGGUUAUGGGUGUCAUCGUUAAUAUUUUUGAAUAAAAAUUGGCAGACGCAAUCAAUUGCUGAUGAAGUUGGACCUUUUCUUAUCGACUUAUUUUGUCACUUUGGAUGGGAUCAUCAAGUGGUUGGAUUAUGUGAAUGUAUAGAUUUCCUGAUAUAUUUGUGUGCUAAUUCUUGUGAUUAUAAAAUUCAUGAAAUCACUGGAUCAGAAAGUUCCACUGCUUUUUGCAUAGAAAUUGAACAACCUAAAAAACGACGAAAGUUAAGCGCCUCCUAUGUGAAUCCGAAUGAGUCGCCAACAAAUAACACCCAGCUUGUUGCACUUGAAUCUCAGUCAAAUGAGAAUGAUACGCAUUCAUCCUCAAGCUCAUCAUUUAGUCAAUUGGCAUCUUUUAUUUUUAAUUCAGACAAGGUAUGCCAGACAAAUGAAACAGUAUCUAAGAUACUUAGUAUGCCAGCUGUUGUCACUUUGAGUGAUAUAUGGUCACUAGUCAAUCGAACUGUUCAAUUCAUUGUUGUAUUGAUAAAAAAUCCUGAUUAUUGUGCUAAAGUUCAAGAGGCCUUUAAAGAUCCUUCAGGUUUAAGUGCUGUUUACGGCCGAUUAGUUGAACAUAUUGUUCAAUUGAUGCUAAUUGUAGCUACUUUCUCUACAAAAGUCAGAAAGUCAGGUGAAAACGUAUCAGAGGUUAUUGCUUGUUCUGAUGAAGCAUUGUCUGCUCUACAAUCAAUUGUAGUUCAAAUCUUAGACUCUGUACCUGGGCGAGUAUUUAUUUCAAUGGUCUCCAGCUUGUUUGCUUCAGAUAAUCGUGGACUUCGCCGUAAAGCAUUAGAUUUGUUAUCUGCUAAAUUGUCAAACCUUACCGCCAAUAUACAUCCAGUUCCAAUUUUAGUUGACUUCAAUAAAAUGAAUUAUAAAUCUUACUUAAAAUCUCACAAGCAAUUAAUUAACCGAAAUCUUGUUAAUUUGGAUAAUACACUGGAGACUGGUUUGGUUCAGUUUACUGGAAAACUGACAUCAUUCUAUGGUGUGAAGAGUAAUCAGCUAAAUGAUAGUCAAAUACAGAAGAGUGCCACUGUCUUUGGUUCGCCAUUCUCUCGUCAGUGCCUGGCAUGUCUGAGAAGUUUAGCAAAAUUGCUAGCUUACCGAUAUCCUGGAGAAUUCAUGCGUGCUCUGGAUAGUUUAAUGUCUCUUCCUGGCAAUUGGUGGAUAUCUGUUGGGCCCACAGAAACUCCAGAAGUUCUCAGCGAUACUGGCCAGACAACAAAUCCACGCAGUCUCCCCUCUGGAUCAUCUUUAGCUGAGUCACGAUCUUUGGCUUGUUUAUUCUUUGUCGAAUGUCUUCAACGUUUACCUCCGCAAUCCUUAUAUCCAGAAGCUAGUGCAACAUCAUCCCGUUUGGGCUGGUUACUUUCCUUUGCUUUAGAUCAUGCCUGUACAUGUACAUCAUUUAUCCCUUCACCAAGAUUAUCGGCAAAACGUCAUGGUUUUGUAAACUCUCCAUAUAAAUCAGAACAUCAGUGUAAAUUAAUAACUGGUUCAAUGCAUUCACGGGAUCAACAUCUAUUGGCAAGUUUAACACUUAUCAGUAAUCUACUAGAAAUAGCUAUUAUUCAUCGGCUAUGCUAUCAAUCCAAAAGCGAUCAUACACCAGAUGAUACAGAGUCAGCGAUUGGUAAGUGGUUGGAAUUCGGAUUGGCAACGAAAAAGAAGGCGACACAUUCUCCAGUUGCUGAAUCCGCUUCCAUUACGCUAUUGAGCUUGUUGUUUCAACUUCGAAAAGACAAUUUAUCCGUCCUUACUAACAGUAAUCCAGAACGUUGUGGUCAUAUACUUCGUCAGAUUGCCAACCUUGUUGAUCAUAUUCAUCAACUUCUCCGUCAUGUAACAGAAAUCAGUUACCUGCUUACAACAAUACAACGUGUAAUUGAAAAAGCCUCAAAAGAAAGUAAUAAUAUUAUGUUACAUGGUUCUCUAUCAUUCUUAUCCGAUUUCGGAGAGUCUAUGGCACCUGUUGAAGAAAAUGGAACAUUCACCACAAAAGAUGAAAGUCAACUUCAUUCAUUUUCAGUAUUGCAUGCAACAAAACCCGAUUUUAUAUGGCGUCUUCUUCGUACAUGUUUGCGCUCAGUUGUUAACAGUAUGCUGAAUACAGUCAACUUUGAGAAUACUACAGAACUAGAGAAUAAUGAUAUGCUAAUAUGUCUAUACCGAUCUAUUGCCAGUCUUAUCAGUUCCCUACCAGAUGAAGAUGCACGUUUCAGAGUCUGUCAACAAUUAUUUAACUGGAGUAAUUCUCAUAGUAAUGAAGUACAACCAGAUUCUGCUGAUGAUGCUAUGGAAAGUGAUGUAAAUACCUUAGAUGAGAUGUUUGUACGACUAUCAAUUGUAUUUAGGAUAAUGGAAAGGAUUCCAAACUAUAUGAAUGCAGAAGAAUAUUCUGAAAUGACUAAACAGUUAUUCUUAGUUGAUCAUAUCGUUUUGGUGUUCAUUAUCGCUGUAGGUCAAAAAUUCAAAGGUGCUAAAAAAAUCGCCAAUCGAUUAGGAUUUACACACUCCCUUCGUUGUUAUGCUGAUGGUGCUACGCCUAAAAUUAUUGCUUGUGUUCGUUCCUCAUUGUCUUGUUUACAAAAAUGGCUUAUCGGUGAAGUGAAAAAUGUUGCCUGUUUGGAUGCAGCUUCAGCUGGUGAAUCAACACUGUAUAUUCCAUCAGUUUUAAUCGGAUUACUCGAUGUGUCUUCUUCUUCCUCCUCCUCCUCAAAUUCAUCACCAAUUACUGAAAUUGAUUUACAAAGUGUUUUGGCUUCAUUUUUGGAUGCAGUAUGUGGUGAUGAAGCUUUUCUACGUCCCCUUGGUUCUGCACUGACUGAACGGAUUAUGCAUUCUUCAUCUUGGCGUACUCGAUUAGCUGGUAUUCGUCUGUUGAAAUUUGUUUUCAAUCAUUCAAGGGAUCAAUCAGCUGGUAAUAAUAAUCAAGGUGUUGUAAUUGAUUCAAAACAUCCUGGUCCUGUCAACUGUAUUAUAUCAGAUUCUCUAUUAGCUUUAUCAGAAGCCUUAGAAGAUGAUCGACCAGAAGUGGAAGCUGAAGCCAAUAAGCUAUUUGCUGAACUAGAACAAAUGGGUUUAACUGCUACAGAAACAAGAACUAAUUAACUAGCUGACUAACUAAUUAACUGACCUAGCCCCGGUUAUCAUUUGAAAUGAACUUGUACCAGAAAAACAGAACUUAUUUUUGGAGAUGAAUUCCUCUUUGUACAGUGUGUCCUCAAGUGCUUUCCAACCUUUGUGAAUAUAAAAUUUCUUUUGAGAAAUGAUAGUAUUUUAAUCUGUGUUCCUAGCGCAACUUAUCUUGUAAUUUAUCUCUUGUUAUCAGUGAAAUGGCAUCCAACAAAUCUACUACUUCCCCUCUUUUAUUUACAGGAUAUCCUAGAAUUGCAUAUUUUUUAGACUUCGCAUGGUUUUAUUUCUGUCUGUCGAAGGGAAACGGUGCUGCAUAAUGGGCGGCACUGGUUGAUUUUGUGAUUAUUGUUCUGAUAUGAGCAUGUUUAUCACCUUGGACUAUGAACACAGUCCUUUAACUCUUAUUUAUGUCUGUAGAAAUCUUAUAGUAACUAAAUAUUUAUACUUUGUAAUUAAGUUGGAG
Trichobilharzia regenti is the source of this 7504-nucleotide messenger RNA. The record is from the annotation of a GenBank genome assembly. NCBI's taxonomy places the organism in Eukaryota, Metazoa, Platyhelminthes, Trematoda, Strigeidida, Schistosomatidae.